GCUCCCCGCUCAUCUAUGUGAUCUGAUGUGUUUCCGGUUAGUGGCCACUAAGAGUGGUUGUGCACGAGCAGAGUUCCAGAAAAAGAGGUGUCAAACCCAGGUCUGGCAACGCGGAGGGCGCAGGAAAGCCGCGCGCCGUCGGUCCCGUCCGAAGCGACAGCACGCGAGCGUCGCCUCCCCACCACACGUCAACAAGUCGACUCGCAAAAAUGUUCUCACUUUCGCGGCAAAUCAGCGCGUUGUCAUGGAUACCUAGAUAGCGUUUCCCGGUUCUUUUGUCGUGUUUGGAACGGGACGGGUCUUUCAUCUCUCGAAGAGGGGAGCCGGUAUGGAUCAGAGCGAAGAUGACAGCGUCUCCCUGUCACCGAGCCUGCCCUCUCCGCCUCUGCUCCCGCUGCAGGCGGCGCACCACAGAAACACCAACUUUUUCAUCGACGACAUCCUCAGACCGGACUUCGGCUGCAAACGGGAGCGUCGUCCGGCGGUCCCCGGCGCUCCGUGUCCGGACUCCGGCUGCGGUACCGACGGCGUUUCGUCGUCUGCCUCGUCCGCCGGCUCGUCCCCGGCCAGAAGAAGGCGUUCCAAGGCAGACGAGGCGGACAGAGGGGACGCGGGGAGACCCGGGGUCGUGUCGGCGUCUUCUGCUGCUCAGAAUAGCCCGGGUGAAGAGUCCUCGCCCGGUAAAGACGGCCAGCAGUUUAUGUGGCCCGCCUGGGUUUAUUGCACGAGAUACUCUGAUCGACCUUCAUCUGUCUCCACGCAAGGCCCGAGGACCCGGAAAUUGAAAAAGAAGAAAAACGAGAGCGAGGACAAGCGACCCAGAACGGCGUUCACGGCCGAGCAGCUCCAGAGACUGAGGGCCGAGUUCCAGGCGAGCCGCUACAUCACGGAGCAGCGGCGGCGGGCCCUGGCGCGCGAGCUCCAGCUCAACGAGGCGCAAAUCAAAAUCUGGUUCCAGAACAAACGGGCUAAAAUCAAGAAGGCCGCCGGACUCAAGAACGACCUGGCGAUGCAGCUCAUGGCGCAGGGACUGUACAACCAUUCCACCACCACCGUUCAACAAGACGGCAACUAGCCGCGAAGACAGACUCCGGUCACCGGAGCAGACGGAACGUUAUAGUUACUUCAUCGACCUGUUUGGUCUUUUUUUUUUUACCACAAAAACGGACCGCGCUGGUUGUUGUUUGCCGCUAGUCAAAUCAGACACUUUACAUGUAAUCAUGAUUUGUUUUUUAUGCUGUUUAAAGCAAUAUUUCUUCGUGCCAAAGAUGUUAUUCGAUCAAAGUAUCCAGUAUAUAUUUUUUUCUUUGAUUAUGGGGAUGCGGGUAUAAUGGGAGACUUAUCCGAUAUCAGAUAUUAUUCUUUGCGAGAUAUUUAAUAUUGUAUCCAAAUAAACCUCUUUUGUACAUGCAAA
Messenger RNA from Puntigrus tetrazona (Sumatra barb), 1414 nucleotides. RefSeq names its product engrailed homeobox 1a (gene en1a). Gene Ontology annotation, molecular function: RNA polymerase II cis-regulatory region sequence-specific DNA binding; DNA-binding transcription factor activity, RNA polymerase II-specific. The coding region runs from base 329 to 1075 and encodes 248 amino acids. Gene Ontology annotation, biological process: regulation of transcription by RNA polymerase II; multicellular organism development; neuron differentiation. The record is from RefSeq and is a predicted model, not a curated record. NCBI's taxonomy places the organism in Eukaryota, Metazoa, Chordata, Actinopteri, Cypriniformes, Cyprinidae. The transcript has 2 exons. Gene Ontology annotation, cellular component: nucleus.